AUGAUGAUGAAAGGGAUCUUGACGGGGUUCAGAGGAACCACUGCCACCUUUUGCUCGAGGCUCCAGGGGAGCAAGCGCUCGUUUUUCUCUGCACGUAUUCUCUCUUUUUCUUCUUAUUAUUCUUCUUCCCUCUUGGCCUCUUCCAGCUCUUCCUUGGUGGGCCCUGUUUCUGCCUUCUUGCCGCCAAACCCAACGAACGGCAUGAAGGCGGAGGAGGAUGGGGAGGAGGAGCGGCACGGUGCGACUCGGGCCCCGUCGAAGGAGAGUGAGACCUGCUUCGGCAAUCGGGCGGGGCUUGAGCCGCGGGCGUUGGCAGGGGCCUGUAGGGGACAUGAUGGGUCCAAGCUCGCGGCAUGUUAA
Molecule: messenger RNA, 360 nt
Organism: Prorocentrum cordatum
Lineage: Eukaryota; Dinophyceae; Prorocentrales; Prorocentraceae
Source: the annotation of a GenBank genome assembly